Zychaea mexicana is the source of this 1833-nucleotide messenger RNA. RefSeq lists its product as uncharacterized. Bases 30 to 1664 code for a protein of 544 amino acids. The record is from RefSeq and is a predicted model, not a curated record. The transcript is spliced from 11 exons. Lineage: Eukaryota; Fungi; Mucoromycota; Mucoromycetes; Mucorales; Lichtheimiaceae. Gene Ontology annotation, molecular function: CoA-ligase activity.
CCCGCAUUCACUUUUUUUUCCUUUGAAUAAUGCCUCUAUUCACCUCGAAGUAUCCUUCGAUUCCACAGCCUCAAACUGGGAUCAUACAUACUCUUUUCGAAACGGAUAACCAGAACGUAGAUCGCGUUUGUUAUGUGGAUGCCUUAUCCGGUCAGGAACUUACAUUCAAACAAGUUAAGGACAUGGCGUAUCGUUUCGCUGCUGGACUACAAGAUGUCUGUGGGUUCCAACGAGGAGACGUUCUUGCAAUGUAUGCUCCAAAUCUGGUGGAUUAUGCUGUGCCCGUUUUCGGCACGUUAGUCGCUGGAGGAACUGUCAGUCCCGCAAACCCAUCCUACACCGUCGACGAAUUGGUUCAUCAACUCGGUGAAACCAAGGCCAAGGUUAUCGUCGCUCACCCAUCCAACGUAGAAACGGCCUUGAGCGCUGCAAAGGUUGUUGGCAUCGCGCAAGCUAAUGUCUUCGUUUUUGGAAACGAUGUGGUCAAAGGUGUCCAACCUUAUUGCAAAGUCUUACUCGGCAAUCGCGUUGCCAAACCUGUUGAGUUUGAAUCAGCCGAACAAGCUCGCGAAACGCUUGCGUUCCUGUGCUUCUCCUCGGGAACAACAGGAAAGAGCAAGGGCGUGAUGACAACACAUGGCAACAUGGUAUCCAACAUUUUCCAGUAUUGCGCUUUGGAAGCAGGCUUAUACGAAAAAGAAUCUGCGCGUAUUAUGGCUAUCCUUCCCUUUUUCCAUAUCUUUGGUCUGACUGUUGUCUUGCAUGCGCCGUUAUACAUGCAUAGGCCAGUGUAUGUGCUACCGCGAUUCGAUCUUGACCAGUUCUGUGGCACCGUACAGAAGCACAAGAUCACAUUCAGCUGCGUGGUACCACCUGUUUUGUUGCUGUUGGCGAAAUCUCCAGCAGUUGACAAGUACGACUUAUCGUCCCUGGAUGCUUUGCUAUCCGGUGCAGCGCCUCUGGAUGCAUCCUUGGCCGCUGAAGUCGAAAAACGUCUUGGCGGUUGUCGUGUAAAGCAAGCCUAUGGACUUACAGAGACUUCGCCUGCUGUCUGUAUUCAGGCCGAAGAUAAUAUUGUUCCAGGCUCGUCCGGAGUUCUUGUACCCAAUCUGCUUGCCAAAAUCAUGGGUGACGAAGGAAAAGAGCUUGGCAUUGGUGAGCGCGGUGAGCUAUGGGUAAAGGGCCCUAACAUCAUGAAGGGAUAUCUUAACCGCCCAGAGGAAACUGCAAACUGCCUUGACGCCGAGGGAUAUUUUCACACUGGAGACGUUGCAAUCAUCAAUGAAACUGGCCACGUCUUCAUCGUCGACCGUAUCAAGGAAUUGAUUAAAUACAAGGGCUUCCAGGUCGCGCCGGCUGAGCUAGAAGGCAUACUGCUCAAGCAUCCAGGAGUAGCGGAUUGUGCUGUCAUUGGCGUAUAUGAUCGAGAGCAGGUUACUGAAAUUCCUCGCGCGUAUAUUGUGCUCAAGCCAGGCGUCGAACGCAGCGAGAAAACAGCCGAGGAACUCAAGAAAUUUGUGGCAGAAAAGGUGAUCAGUUACAAGAAAAUCCAGUCGCUCAUAUUCCGUGAUCAAAUCCCAAAGAGCGCUACUGGAAAGAUAUUGCGAAACGUUCUGCGGAUUGAAGUCAAGGAAGAAGAGGCGAAGAAGACAUCAAAGUUAUAAGACGUAUCCAUUGGGUGUAUGUCUUUGUUGUCCAUCAGGACAUUGUAGAAUAUUAGCUUUUAUCGUAUUUCACUAUAAUUGUACACAGAAAUUCUGUUUCCGUGGAUAUUUGGAAGAGGCGAAAGAAGUCAUUGAUUUAAACCAUUGCGUAAGGAUGUGGCAAGAGUAG